AUGUCCUCUUUGGCCAAAUCCUCAGACCGAUCCGGCAUCUGGUCAUACGUUCCUUUCAGCUCCUCCCCUCGCCGCCGCUCCGUCAGUAACGGACUUCCUCGCGCAGCAGCCAACAAUACCCCCUGGGAUCCUUUCGAAAAAUCAGAUCGACAGACAAGCGGCUCGGGCGCAAGCCUACCAUCCAUGCUGGAGUCGGCUCAGAACGCCUGGAUGACUCAAAGUCGUCAGGCUCGCUUUUUCAAGACCGGGGGGGUGCUCGCUCUGAUCAUUGUCCUGUACUGGUUCCUCUCGGGAGGAAAUGGGAGCACGUCCGGCUCCGUCCCAAACGUCUAUACACCAGCCGAUUCUCCUACCUCAAGAUGCACGAAACCCUAUAAUCCUUCGAGGCCUCUUGUGCAGUAUGCCAUCAUGAUCGACGCGGGCAGCACGGGAAGCCGAAUCCAUGUCUAUAAAUUCAACAACUGCGGACCAACGCCGGAACUGGAGCAUGAGGAGUUCAAAAUGACUGAGAAGAGACCAGAGGGCUCUGGGUUGAGUUCAUACAAGACGGAUGCCGAGGGCGCUGCCAGGAGUCUCGACCCCCUCAUGGAAGUCGCAAUGGCUUCCGUGCCAAACGAGUACAAGUCAUGCACGCCUAUCGCGGUCAAGGCGACCGCAGGUCUGCGACUACUUGGUGACGAGAUGAGCGCCAAGAUCCUCGAGGCCGUUCGGAACAGGCUCGAGACUCAUUAUCCUUUCCCCGUGGUGUCUCGCGAAAAAGGCGGCGUCGAGAUCAUGAAAGGAGAGGAUGAAGGCGUUUUUGCUUGGAUCACUACCAACUAUCUGUUGGGCAAGAUUGGCGGCCCAGACGAGACUCCCACGGCGGCCAUCUUCGACCUUGGAGGCGGUUCGACUCAGAUUGUCUUCCAGCCGACUUUUAAGAACAGUCCGCAUGGAGGCAUGCCACAGAAAAUGGAAGAGGGAGACCACAAGUACAAUCUCAAGUUUGGAGGGCGGGAAUUUGAGCUGUAUCAGCAUUCACAUCUCGGCUACGGACUCAUGUCAGCGCGCAAAGCAUUGCAUCAGCUAGUGCUGGACCGCAUGCACAAACAGAACCCCGAUUCGAGGGCCUGGCUCAGCAAACCCAUCCCGAAUAGCUGUAUCACUCCCGGCGUACAGAAAAAGCUCGUUGUCGAAAUGCCUGCCGAUCACGAAUUGUCGGGAGAACAUACAGUGAUAAUGGAGGGUCCCGCCGACGCCAUCCCCGCUCAGUGUCGAGCUCUCGCCGAAGCCAUUCUGUACAAGGACAAAGAAUGCACGCUGGCACCCUGUUCCUUCAACGGAGUGCACCAACCAUCGCUCGAAAAGACCUUCUCCAGGGAGGAUGUUUAUAUCUUCUCGUAUUUUUAUGAUCGCACGCACGACUUGGGCAUGCCUGAGUCGUUCACUUUACGCGAACUCCAAGAUCUCACAGCCCGCGUUUGUGGGGGAGAACAAGCGUGGGAUGCGUUUGCCGGCAUCGAGGGUGCUCUAGACGACCUGCGAGAGCGGCCCGAAUGGUGUUUGGAUUUGAAUUUCAUGUCGGCGCUCCUGCAUACCGGCUAUGAGAUGCCCAUUGAUAGAGAGGUCAAGAUUGCUAAGAAAAUCAAAGGCAACGAAUUGGGAUGGUGUUUGGGUGCGAGUCUGCCGCUGCUGGAGAAGGAGAGUGGCUGGGAGUGUCGCAUCAAGGAGGUCUCGUAA
This is a messenger RNA of Fonsecaea erecta, 1719 nucleotides long. RefSeq lists its product as hypothetical. Gene Ontology annotation, molecular function: UDP phosphatase activity; GDP phosphatase activity. The record is from RefSeq and is a predicted model, not a curated record. Gene Ontology annotation, cellular component: Golgi apparatus; membrane. Gene Ontology annotation, biological process: nucleoside diphosphate catabolic process; protein N-linked glycosylation. NCBI's taxonomy places the organism in Eukaryota, Fungi, Ascomycota, Eurotiomycetes, Chaetothyriales, Herpotrichiellaceae. Bases 1 to 1719 code for a protein of 572 amino acids. The transcript has a single exon.